UGGCUAUGGCAUUGCACGGAUAUAGACCCUGCUAUUGGUACCACCAGGCUCGGUGGAAACCCAUGGUGGGGGAAGGGCCCUGGAUCACAGUUAUACUCAACCAUGACGGAGGGGACGAGCUGAGGCUGAAGAUUAACGUGGAAGGGGCUAAGGAGGAGGAGAUGCGGAAUGACCCAAAACUGCAGGCCGCUAUUACUGAGGCGAAGGACCAGGCGGAGCGGCGCUGCAGAAGGGACGGGGUCAUAGCAAAAAUGCAAGUAACGGUCUCAUAUCAUGAGACCGAGACCUCGAUGGAUACGGCGGACUGGGAGCAGGCCCACCUGGAACGGGACUCAGGUGGGGAGAGCGAGAUGAGCGAGGCGAAGGAUCGGGAGACGGACCUCAGCUCCUGGAAUAGACCAGGAGAAGUCCAGAGAUACCACAAAGCCGCGAAGCCAGUGGAAGAGGGCCCAAUUGCAAGCUCGCGACAGCUGGUGCCCAGAGGUCGCGGGACGGGUGAGAAGCCGAGCAAGGGGAAAAGGCAGGUCUGAGAGAACACACGCGCGCGAGAGUGUGAACGGGAUUUGAACCCGAAA
Messenger RNA from Chara braunii, 575 nucleotides. The record is from the annotation of a GenBank genome assembly. NCBI's taxonomy places the organism in Eukaryota, Viridiplantae, Streptophyta, Charophyceae, Charales, Characeae.